Hypanus sabinus (Atlantic stingray) is the source of this 1274-nucleotide messenger RNA. RefSeq lists its product as uncharacterized. The record is from RefSeq and is a predicted model, not a curated record. Lineage: Eukaryota; Metazoa; Chordata; Chondrichthyes; Myliobatiformes; Dasyatidae. The coding region runs from base 309 to 1214 and encodes 301 amino acids. The transcript has 5 exons.
UGUGGAUAGUGAGGGGAGCUGUUGGAGGUUACAGUGGGGCAUCGAUAGGGUGCAAAACUAGGCUGGUUAACCAAUCCCCGAGCCUUACGACUGACUCCAAGCUCGAUCAAGAGGUGAAGGACAGUCUUCUUUAUGAUACACUCUGCAUGAUUAACCUCGCAGCUUGUGACCGGCGGAAAGUUAUGGAGGAAGAGAGGCAGCGAACGAACGAACGGCUGCUUAACAUCAGCCGGUCGCAGGAGUACAGACCAGCCAAGUGCUAGAGGUUGUCCCUAGCCCAAGCCAGGCCGCAGGCAGCGGGGAGGAGAAUGUGGGCCCCAGCUCUGAGUUGUCUCCAGGCAGAGCAGAUGCCGAGCAGGAGCGGGCUUCCGAACAGAACGCCGACAGCUCAGAACACGGCUCGCCGCUCCGGAACCGAGCCCCAGCAGAGCAGGGAGAACCCGACCAGAGGCAGCUGCAGGCGGAGGUUCCCUCGGAGAUCGCUGCUGAAGUACAAGGCGGGACUGCUGGGAGCGGAGCGGAGAACCAGCCGGAGGCAACUAUCCAAGAGCUGGAAGCUCACUCUGGGGCCCAGGCAGUCGAGGAAGAGAGUCCAAACCACCAGACGUCUUCCGAAACCAGCUCCCAGAUUUUAUCGGGGUCUCCAAGAUCUCCAAUUCCAACCAGAGACCUGUCACCAGCCUCAGGCUCGAGCAGAGGCCCAAGACCAGAGCCUGCGAGAGGCCCAAGACCAGAGCCUGCGAGAGACCCAAGACCAGAGCCUGCGAGAGGCCCAAGACCAGAGCCUGCCAGAGGCCCAAGACCAGAGCCUGCGAGAGGCCCAAGACCAAGGAUGGUUACCGGCCCAGGGGCUGCUCCAGAAGGAGUUCCAAGACCAGCCCCUCCAGGAACUCCAUCAUCAGCCUGAGAUGGAAGAAGGGGCUUGUGACCAGGUUCAUAAAGAGGUCUGUGAAUGUGGCCAAGCAGAGGCCCAACAUCAGGAUCGCGAUGAGUGUGGGCUUGUAUCGGGGUGCAUUACACAGCAUCUACGCAGACGUGAGUUCACAGUUUGGUCGGCCCUACUGCGGUUCCCCAAGACGGACGUGAUGCGUGUGUCUUCAAAGUACGGAGAAGGGUUUGCUGAACUCUGGGAGAAAACAGAAUUCCACAAGACAGUGGUUGCGAGUGGUGACUUACAAAUAAAAAGACAAAAUCAGCAAAAGGCGUGGAUGUGAAACAUGAUCCCAGUGGAUAUCACUGAGCGCUUCUGUAAUCACCAGCUGUCAAGAAUUAAA